AUAUUGGGAUUAAUCUUUUUUUUCUUAUUAUAACCGGAAAUAAGUGACUAGUUUGUCGUUUGACUGCAAAUGCGAAGAUCACUUCAAAUUCCGGCAGCCACCUCCGACGGCCACCUAGCAAGCAUUCCGUUCUCCCUGGUGGCUCCUCUAACAGUGAUAUGAAAGCAUUAAUCCAACAUCAUGCAAAAACUCACAUAAAAAACAUAGUUUCUAGAUUCUCUAUACCUUCAUGGAUCACACCCCAUUUUCAUUCUUGUACCUAUCAAACUAAAACUCAUCAUGCCCAUCAUAAAAACACUGUUUCAAAAACAGAUUUUCGACCAAAUGAUUCCGACUCGACCACUUUCAAUAUUGCCUGCAACAUGUUUGAUGAAAUGUCUGACUUAACUGUUUCAUCAGCUACCGAAAUAAUUUGCGGUUUUUCCAGGAGGAAUUGCCAUGAAGAAGCUAUUUAUCUUUUCUUGAGAAUGUUUGUGUCGAGGAUUAGACCUAAUGAGUUUACGUUCGGAACUGUGCUUCACUCUUCGACUGUGCUUGGGAAUGUUGAAUUCGGUAAGCAGCUUCAUGGUUGUGUAAUUAAAACUGGUCUUGAUAGUAAUGUAUUUGUUGGUAGUGCACUUGUUGAUUUGUAUGUAAAGUUGAGUACUAUAGAAGAAGCACAAAAGGCUUUUGAAGAUACUCAAUAUCCUAAUGUGGUGUCUUAUACAACGUUGAUUGGUGGUUAUUUGAAGAGUGGGAAAUUUGGAGAUGCUUUGCGGGUUUUUAACGAGAUGCCUGAGAGAAAUGUCGUCUCGUGGAAUGCGAUGGUUGGGGGGUGUAGUAAAACAGGUCAUAAUGAAGAUGCUGUGAAAUUUUUUAUUGACAUGCUUAGGGAAGGGUUUAUUCCGAAUGAAUCUACAUUUCCUUGUGUGAUUUGUGCAGCUUCUAAUAUAGCUUCACUAGGAAUUGGUAGAAGUUUUCAUGCAUGUGCAAUCAAGUUUUUGGGUAAGCUUAAUGAUUUUGUUGAUAAUUCGCUUAUUAGCUUUUAUGCAAAAUGUGGAAGCAUGGAAGAUAGCCUCUUAAUAUUUGACAGGCUUUGUAAAAGGAAUGUAGUGUCGUGGAAUGCUGUGAUAUGUGGUUAUGCGCAUAAUGGAAGAGGUGUUGAGGCAAUAAGCUUGUUUGAAAGAAUGUGCUCUGCAGGCAUCAAACCAAAUAGGGUAUCCCUAUUAGGACUACUCUUGGCUUGUAAUCAUGCCGGUCUUGUUGACGAAGGUUACUCAUAUUUCAAUAAAGCUAGGAUUGAGAGUCCCAAUUUGUUAAAGGCUGAGCAUUAUGCUUGUGUGGUUGACUUGCUCGCACGCUCCGGCCGUUUUGCAGAAGCCGAGAACUUCCUUUACCGUAUGCCGUUCAACCCAGGAGUCGGAUUUUGGAAGGCAAUACUUGGGGGAUGUCAAAUCCACCAUAACAUGGAGUUAGGGGAGCUUGCGGCAAGAAACAUUUUGGCUUUGGAUCCUGGCGAUGUAUCAUCAUAUGUGAUGUUGUCAAAUGCUCAUUCUGCUGCAGGUAGGUGGUCAGAUGUGUCCAAAUUAAGAACCGAGAUGAAGGAAAAAGGGAUGAUGAGGAUUCCAGGUAGCAGUUGGAUUGAAAUCAGAGGCAAAGUUCACGCCUUUAAAGCAGACCACGAUCAUAAUAAAAAUGAUGAAAUUUAUGUGCUCCUAAGAAAUUUCUUUGAGCAUUUAAGAGAAUAUGAGAGUUCUGAUUGGCUCAACAAUUAUUGUGAUUUCAGCGCCAUAUAAGUAAUGAGCAUAGUUCUGUUUGAUAUAAGGUAAUUUAUGUCAUUUGGAAUUUUAGAAGGGUUGCAUACCUUUUGCUACUUGAGCAUUCUAUUAGUUGGGCGAGAUGAGACUUGUCAUUCUAUUAGUUGGGCGAGAUGAGACUUGUUGCUGUACUGCUGUGAAAGAGGAAACCUUUAGUAGAGCAACUCAGAGGCUGGUAACAAACACAGCACCCAAAUCUUAGUAAUUACCCCAACACAAUGGAACAUAUAGAUCUUUAUGCUUUUUAUUUUGUCUUGGUACUUAAACCUGACAUCUGAUUCCAUGUAAGUUUUAUUAUGAUAAUUAUCCUGAUUAAAGUAAAAUAAAAGAACAUGUUUUGACCA
Trifolium pratense (red clover) is the source of this 2140-nucleotide messenger RNA. RefSeq names its product pentatricopeptide repeat-containing protein At5g42450, mitochondrial. NCBI's taxonomy places the organism in Eukaryota, Viridiplantae, Streptophyta, Magnoliopsida, Fabales, Fabaceae. The transcript has a single exon. Bases 159 to 1775 code for a protein of 538 amino acids. Gene Ontology annotation, biological process: RNA modification. The record is from RefSeq and is a predicted model, not a curated record. Gene Ontology annotation, molecular function: RNA binding; protein binding.